Messenger RNA from Exophiala xenobiotica, 765 nucleotides. RefSeq lists its product as uncharacterized. Lineage: Eukaryota; Fungi; Ascomycota; Eurotiomycetes; Chaetothyriales; Herpotrichiellaceae. The coding region runs from base 1 to 486 and encodes 161 amino acids. Gene Ontology annotation, molecular function: carbon-sulfur lyase activity. The record is from RefSeq and is a predicted model, not a curated record. The transcript is spliced from 2 exons.
AUGUUAAACGGAUCCUGCCUGUGUGGCGACAUCACCUACACCUUCUCGGGCGAGCCCAUUGCCAAGGCUUUGUGUCAUUGCUUGACCUGCCGCAAAUUCACCAGCAGCGCCUAUGCGACAUGCUUUCUCGUCCCCGACCCUGACGCGCAUUCACCGGCUGAGACCUCAGCCCGGAAAACCGACUUCCAGCUCCAGUCCAGGACCAACACGCCUUUGCGGCAAACCUCGACCGUCCACGAAACCGGCAUGGGCAUUAACUUCUUUGGCUGCGCAAAAUGCCCGAGCACGCUGUACAAGAAAGCCCCCGAUGGCUUUCCUGGCGUGCUCGUUGUUUUCGCGGGCUGUCUUGACGGCGGCGAAGGCGACCUGAGGGCGAAAGGCGGGGCGGAAGAGCUCGGCGAUCCGGAGGCGGAGCUGUGGGUCAAGCAUAGGCUGCCGUGGGUGACGGAGUUGAAGGGGGCAAAGCAGUGUCAGGAGUUUGAAUGAGUCCAUGAGUCUUGCCUGUGCCCAUCCGAUGAAUCGACGUCGUCGUCGUGUCUGGCGGGUACAGAGCUUUUCCGUUUGGCUUUCAACAUUGGAAGGAAAAGUUUGCUCUUUGGUGGCUGUGGCUCCCUAUCCUUGCUUUCUGAUGGUUGGAUUGCUCCUUAUGUAUGACGCUGGUCCUGCAUAAUGCCGUCUUGAUGAUCCCCAAGAUGGGUUUGUGUAUGCGGUCCUUGCCGCACAUUAUUCUGUAUGCCAAAAGGGUUAGUUAGCCUUGCCCACGAC